Messenger RNA from Acanthosepion pharaonis, 468 nucleotides. The record is from the annotation of a GenBank genome assembly. NCBI's taxonomy places the organism in Eukaryota, Metazoa, Mollusca, Cephalopoda, Sepiida, Sepiidae.
AUGGUUACAUUAAAAAGGGCAUUUGAAGCUUCAAACCUACAUGCACUGAUAAUCAAAAUUGUUGGAGGUACAUUUGAACCAAUAGCUGACAUAUACAGUGAAGAUUUGCGGCUGCUAAUAUUGAGCAUGCUUCAUCGGGACCCAAACAAAAGACCUCACAUUAAUCAGAUCAUUUCUCAGCCAAAGAUUAUUAAUCACAUCAUGUAUUUGUACACAGACUGGGGAAAGAUACCUUCUAUCAGAAUACAGAGACCGCUCUCCAGUAUGCAGCCAACAUCAAGAUGUCGACAAUCUGCUCAAGUAUGUAAUCUUUCAAGUAGAGGUUCAGAUACUUCCACAAGUGAGACUAGCAGUGAGUGCUCAGGAAGUGAACGAAUAAUCACCAUCGAAGGUAGGGCUAGCACCUCUUCAGAUGGCGAAGACUCUGUGCAUGUGGUUGUCAGAUCAGAAGAAUUCCUCAGAAGAUGA